Messenger RNA from Acaulospora morrowiae, 1335 nucleotides. NCBI's taxonomy places the organism in Eukaryota, Fungi, Glomeromycota, Glomeromycetes, Diversisporales, Acaulosporaceae. The record is from the annotation of a GenBank genome assembly.
AUGCCACCAUCUACUCGCCACGUUGCCGAGUCAAUAGAUCGUUGUGUUGAAAAUAGUAAUAGUAGACCUUAUGACAAAAAUGAAGUAAAAGUAGCCGACCUCAUCAAGAUUAAACAGUAUAAGUAUGAGCGGAAAUUAAACAAGACAAAAUUAAGUGCUCGUUCAAAACUUGACAUAUUCGAAUGGUCGAGCCGUGGGUUCAUCAAUAAUAACUAUUGGAUAGAUCAAUCUGUUGACAAGGUUCCCAGAAUUUCCGUGUCACAAGUUUCUCGGGAGGAAUUUAUCGAAAAAUAUGAGGCACCGGGUGUUCCAGUUGUUAUUACCGGUUGUACCGAGGGUUGGGCCGCCGAAACCAAGUGGAAUAAAGAGGAUCUGAUUCGAAACUAUAAAAGUUACAAAUUUAAAAUCGGUGAAGAUGAUAAAGGGAAUCCUGUUCGCAUGACUUUCAAAUAUUACAUGCACUACUUGGAUAACGAAGGACAAAAAGAAGAUAAUUAUAAAGUUCCACCUUAUUUUGAUGAUGAUCUCUUUCGGUUCACUGGCGAAAGACGUAGACCUCCAUAUCGUUGGUUUAUGAUUGGUGGUGAAAGAAGUGGCACCGGGAUUCACGUUGAUCCACUUGGAACCUCCGCAUGGAAUACAUUGUUAGUUGGACACAAACGGUGGUGUUUAUUUCCGCCGUCCGUUCCUCGUAAACAAAUUGACCCGCCGAUGAAGCAAAAAGAUCAUGAGGCCGUAACAUGGUUUACACACGUUUUUCCUAAGCUGGUCAGGAGUGUCGAUGGAAAGGAGAAAAGUGUCGCCGAAGAAUAUGACAUGAUAGAAGUGUUGCAGAGACCGGGAGAGACCAUGUUUGUACCCGACUUUACUAUAGCUGUCACACAAAAUUUCUGUUCUCCAACAUCCAUUGAAUACGUUUGGUUACGCACCAGAAACGCACGUCCCAAACUUUCGCAAAAGCUUCUUCGGAAGCUCACAAAAUUGGCUAAUAAUACAGAAGGAACAAGUAUUAGGCAUGACCAAGACUUUUAUAAGAACUUGAUAUUUAGGAUUAAAAGUUUGGAGACUGUUCCAGCUAGCAGUUCUGAAAUUGGAGACACGGAGGUGAGCGAAACAGAAUCCGAGACAGAUGGAAGUGACGGCGAGUGUCGUUGCCAUUCGUGCAAGAUGAAGUCCAAAAGAAUGGAAAAACGUCAAGAACGUGAAAGACAAAGGUUGGAACAGCAAAGGGAAUGGGAAAGACCGAACGGAAUAGAGAAUGAGGAUGUUGGAAUGUGUAAAAAGGAAAAGGUUGAUGUGGAGGAUUUUAGGGAGAAUAAACGAAGAAGGAUGUAA